AUGGAACGAAACAUCUUCAUUGUUAUAGUUGUGCUCUUUGUUAUCGUUCAAGCAUCAACACUUAAACUUGCCAAGCAAACAGAGUCUCAAAUGACAGAGUUAGACGAGAAAAUUCAAAAACCUCCUAAUGUUGGUGAAGACAGCAAGGAGCAGGUCAAAUUCAAUAUGCUCACAGAAAGAAGAUUAGAUAGAGCACGUCGAUUCAUUCCAUCUCGCUACUCUGACAACCAACGAUACUUCAUACGACAUUAA
Molecule: messenger RNA, 252 nt
Organism: Auanema sp. JU1783
Lineage: Eukaryota; Metazoa; Nematoda; Chromadorea; Rhabditida; Rhabditidae
Source: the annotation of a GenBank genome assembly